This is a messenger RNA of Selaginella moellendorffii, 1407 nucleotides long. Its product is annotated as PTI1-like tyrosine-protein kinase 1. The record is from RefSeq and is a predicted model, not a curated record. The transcript has 9 exons. NCBI's taxonomy places the organism in Eukaryota, Viridiplantae, Streptophyta, Lycopodiopsida, Selaginellales, Selaginellaceae. Gene Ontology annotation, molecular function: protein kinase activity; ATP binding. Gene Ontology annotation, biological process: protein phosphorylation. The coding region runs from base 1 to 1407 and encodes 468 amino acids.
AUGGUCGAAGUCUACACUGCGGCUUGCAACACAGGUUGUUUGACAGACGAAGAACAGGAUAGCAAAACGUCGUUUCCUGGGAUUUGCCAAGAACAACCUUUGCUCUUGAGUGCUAUGAGCAAGCCGCAGCCAAACGCUCAGACUUUCAUGGUGGCGCUCAAGGCACGCGGCAACUUAGCAGAGAAGAGGCUCCACUCGCAGAUCCGGGAGAGAAAUCUGGACGGAAUCCACUACUUGCGUACUUGCUCAGUGUGGACACAUGCCUGCUGCUCGAGAAGUUUUCUGCCCCAAGUUCAGAAGUACUCUGGUGUCGCUGUCACAAUGACACACUUCUUCUUGCACUACUCAUUUGGAGUAAUUGGAGAGUGCCCUACAAAGAACGAAGAUCACGAUCGCCACCAUAGCCACUCACAAACGGCUCAUGGGAAUUUAAGAGGUCGGGUACAACCCAUUGCUGUGUCGCCAAUCCCAGUCGAGGAGGUGUUGGAGAGCACCGAGAAUUUCGACCAGAGCCGUCUCAUUGGAGAGGGCUCGUAUGGUCGAGUUUAUCUUGCAAAGCUGCGCAAUGGGCAGUCCGUGGCUCUCAAGAAGCUCGAUUCGAGCCCGCAACCGCAUGAGGACUUCGUCUCUCAGGUGUCAAGGCAGUCGAGGCUCAAACACGAGAAUAUGGUGGAGCUCCUUGGAUACUGCAUUGACGGCCCUCUGCGUGUUCUCGCGUUUGAGUUCGCGGAGAUGGGAUCUCUCCAUGAUAUUCUUCACGGCAGGAAAGGUGUGCUUGGAUCGAGGCCAGGGCCUGUGCUGGACUGGAUGCAAAGAGUAAAGAUUGCGGUUGGAGCGGCCAGAGGGCUAGAGUAUUUGCACGAGAAGGCCCAGCCACCAGUCGUCCACCGAGACAUCAAGUCGAGCAACGUCUUGCUGUUCGAGAACUACGCAGCUAAGAUUGGAGACUACAACCCGAGCAACCAGGCACCGGACAUGGCUUCACGGCUGCAUUCGACUCGGGUUCUGGGAUCAUUCGGCUACCACGCACCAGAGUAUGCGAUGACCGGGCAAUUAACUCAGAAGAGCGAUGUCUACAGCUUUGGAGUUGUUCUUCUGGAGCUUCUCACGGGAAGGAGGCCAGUUGAUCCUUCAAUGCCUCGGGGCCAGCAAAGUCUGGUGACAUGGGCAACGCCGAGGCUGACCGAAGACAAAGUGACGCAGUGCGCGGAUCCAAAUCUCAAGGGAGAGUACCCUCCUAAAGGCCUGGCCAAAUUUGCUGCAGUUGCUGCCUUGUGUGUCCAAUACGAAGCCGACUUCCGGCCAAGCAUGAGCAUUGUGGUCAAGGCUCUCCAGCCACUUCUAGGCCCUCGCACCGCUCCACCACCUUCGCUUGCUCUAGACGACACUCUCAAUCGUUUCGUCUAA